Molecule: messenger RNA, 345 nt
Organism: Menidia menidia (Atlantic silverside)
Lineage: Eukaryota; Metazoa; Chordata; Actinopteri; Atheriniformes; Atherinopsidae
Source: the annotation of a GenBank genome assembly
AUGCACACACACACCUCAGAGCAUGUGUGUGGCUUUGAGGAUGAUCGGAUCUGCGGUUUCUCCCAAGACCAGAAUGACGUCUUUGACUGGACAAGACAGAACAACCUGACGAAUAAUCCAAAGCGAUCUGCCAACACUGGCCCUGAGACGGACCGUAGUGGAACAAAGGAGGGGUACUACAUGUACAUUGAAGCAUCACGACCACGUGCUCCAGGGGACAAGGCUCGACUUCUGUCUCCAGUUUACAAUGCCUCUUUCACCAAAGGCCCCAAGGGCUCCGGUCGAGAGCAAUACUGCGUCUCCUUCUACUAUCACAUGAAGGGUAAACACAUUGGUAAGAUGUAG